Messenger RNA from Acanthoscelides obtectus, 724 nucleotides. Lineage: Eukaryota; Metazoa; Arthropoda; Insecta; Coleoptera; Chrysomelidae. The record is from the annotation of a GenBank genome assembly.
GGUAGUUUUAGUGUAACCUGUCAAAAACUAUAAAAUGAACUAUAGGAGAUUAUUUUCCUCAUAAUGUCGGAAGUUGGUUGCUUCUAGAUCACCCUGUAUAUGCAAGUCAGCAGAAUGUCAACAAAAUCGUGGUAAACCUAAUGUAAACCACGACAGCGCAUGCCAAGCAGUCACUACCGUUCCGAGUAGAGCAAAUCUAAAUAAAGCCGAAUAUGUUACUAUCUAGGAGAUUUUCUUCCAUAAGGAGCAUACAAAAGCUGAUGACAAAUGGAACCCCGAAAAAUAAUUCAAGACAGAGUCACCAUUGGAACUACAGAAAGGGAGCUCCACCUGCGUCAGAAAACCUCAUCAUGAUUGCUGCAGUUGUACAAGGGAUUGCUUGGUGGUGGAUGUUGUGGCAUCUGUGGACUGAACCUGGUCAUGUGUUUGGACAGUUUGACUAUCCAGAUCCAAGUAAAUGGACAGAUAAAGAACUUGGAAUAUCACCUGGGAGAAUUAAAUAUGAUUAAACAACCAUACUUCAGGGAAGUCAAAUGCAUUUCAAUGUUAGAUAUUAUGUUCUACACCUAUACAUCGUAAAGAGAUUGUUUUCUACAUUAAAAAGCGUGUAACUUCGACUAAAGACUAUAAAUUACGUUUUAAAAUUUGCCAUUUGUCAUAAGUUCUGUCUGACCUGUGACUCGUUUUCCCGAUCGUGGUCAAUAAAGAAUCUAUAGAUGUUAAA